UUUUAUGAGCUCAUCUUUUGAAUCUAGUUUAGAAUUUGAUUUACCCUUUAUGUUAUUCAACCUAAACCUUAGUCCUAUUAGGGAAGUUAGGUUUAGGAGUGAGAGUGAAAUAGAACAGGAGCUUGAGCUUGAGCUUGAGCUUGCUGAAGAUCCUGACUACAUCCCACCACCUACCUCGUGCAGUGAGAGUUACAAAACAGAAGAUAUGUCUUCAGAAGAGACUUUGAGUGUUAGGGAAGUGAAGGGGUUAAGCACAUCAACCCGAGAUCCCAUAGUUCAGAGACCAAGCACUGAGAGGCCAAGAGUUGAGCCUAUGAAGAGAAGAACUGAGGACGAUGUUGUCGCUCAAAAGAAAAUAAGCAUAGAAGAGCAGCGACAAGAGAGGAGGGAAGAGGUGUUGGAGUUUGUGCCUCGCCCUUUAUUGGUUGAGAUCAACCUAGCACUUUGGGAGAUUAAGAUGGUGACCCAUGAAAGGGGAAAAAGCUGUGUUCCCCUUCCAACUCAAUAGUCUAACUUUUUUGAGUUCAACAAUAAGACUGCUGCGGAGAGACUCAUUAACUCUAUGUUCCCUGAACUAGAUCAAUAAAGGGCAAGGGACGAG
Molecule: messenger RNA, 601 nt
Organism: Rubroshorea leprosula
Lineage: Eukaryota; Viridiplantae; Streptophyta; Magnoliopsida; Malvales; Dipterocarpaceae
Source: the annotation of a GenBank genome assembly